Molecule: messenger RNA, 624 nt
Organism: Plenodomus lingam JN3
Lineage: Eukaryota; Fungi; Ascomycota; Dothideomycetes; Pleosporales; Leptosphaeriaceae
Source: RefSeq, a predicted model, not a curated record
AUGUUCGUUCGCUUUGUCCUCUCAGCGCUUUCCAUGGUCUUUGCGGCCUCAGGCAUGGACAUCUUGGUACAAGAAGAUACUAUUCACGUCCUUGUCACCUCCAAGACCACUAUGUCACUCCCGUCCACCUUAGUGCCACGUCAAUGGACCCCCUCACCCCUCCCAGUCUGGUCAGACCCUUCACCAGCUCCAAUUUGGUCAGACCCUUCACCACCUCCAAUUUGGUCAGACCCUUCACCACCUCCAAUUUGGUCAGAACCUUCCGCAGCCCCAAUCUGGUCCGCAGCUCCUAUAUGGUCUGAACCAGCCGCACCCAUCUGGACCAGCCCUCCCAUCCUAUCCGAACCCGCAGCACCCAUCUGGACACCCACACCCACACCCCUGCCCCCUUCUCCCACCCCCUCACACAACCCACCCACACCCAGUCCCCCAAACCCCAAGCAAACCCUCAGCAACGCCAUCAUCGCCGCUGUUUUCUUCGGCGGCUUCUUCGCUGUCGCCAUUCUGGGCGGCUUGCUGGCGUGCGCGAUGCGCAAGUGCCGCGCUGCUCGUGGGAAGCCGGAUGUGAAUGAAGCGGGCCGGGAUGCGAAUGUUAAUUUGGCGUGCGGGAGAAAUGGAAGUUGA